Messenger RNA from Plectropomus leopardus (leopard coralgrouper), 2692 nucleotides. RefSeq names its product ANTXR cell adhesion molecule 1d (gene antxr1d). Lineage: Eukaryota; Metazoa; Chordata; Actinopteri; Perciformes; Serranidae. Gene Ontology annotation, molecular function: transmembrane signaling receptor activity. Gene Ontology annotation, cellular component: plasma membrane; cell surface. The record is from RefSeq and is a predicted model, not a curated record.
UUUUCUCAUCUGAAAGAGAAGAGUUGGGAGAGCCCGGCUUGAACUGAACUCGACUCCUGCAGGCUGAAUGCUCUCAGCCUAACAGGACGGAUCGUCGAGAAAACAGCGCGUUAGAAACACGCAGUCGAUCCAGAAACAGACGACAGAGAGAAAAUGUGAAGAUCUGUAGUUGACACAGUGUUGGAGUAGUCAACAGAAACCGGGAAAGAUGGCGAGGACACAGACUCGCAUGCUUCUCGCCUUGGCUUUGCUGGGAAUUUUCUUCCUCGGUGUCUCGGUGAAAGGAGAGCUGCAGGGAGAGCAACAGGAGGAGGAGGAGGAGGAAAGGUCCUGUCAGGGUGCCUUCGACCUCUACUUUGUCCUGGACAAAUCUGGAAGUGUGAAGAAUCACUGGAUCGAGAUUUACUCCUUUGUGGAGCAGCUGGCAGAGAAGUUUAUCAGCCCCAUGCUGAGAAUGUCCUUCAUUGUCUUCUCCACACGAGGAAACAUCAUCAUGAAACUGACAGAGAACAGGGAGGCCAUCACUGGAGGUUUAACAGCUCUGAGAAGAGUUAUCCCCGGAGGAGACACAUUUAUGAAUUUAGGCCUGGAGAUGGCUAAUGCACAGAUUCAUCAAGAGAGGCAUGGGACAGCCAGUGUUAUCAUCGCUCUGACGGAUGGAGAACUUAAUGAGUGGCAGUUUGACACAGCUCAGCGAGAGGCAAAGAAGGCAAGGUCCAUGGGAGCCAUUGUUUACUGUGUAGGGGUCAAAGAAUUCAAUCAGACCCAGCUUGCAACUAUUGCAGACACUGUGGAGCAUGUGUUUCCUGUAUGGGGAGGCUUCCAAGCCUUGAGGGGAAUUAUUGACUCGAUCAUCAAGAAGUCCUGCAUUGAGAUUCUAGCGGCGGAGCCAUCCAGUGUGUGUGCAGGAGAGAAUUUCCAGGUGGUGGUGAGAGGCAAUGGGUUUCUGCAUGCCAGAAAUAUUGACCAGGUCCUCUGCAGCUUCAAACUGAAUGAUACAUUCACUGUGGAUGAGAAACCAGCUGGGAUAGAAGACACCUUCCUGCUCUGUCCCGCUCCUGUCAUAGAGGAGGUUGGGAGGGUGAUCUAUCUGCAGGUGAGCAUGAAUGAAGGCAUCUCCUACAUCACCAGCUCUGUUCACAUCACCACUACUGAAUGUUUCGACGGCACCAUCGUUUUGAUAUCGUUGCUGGUGGUGUUCCUGCUGUUGGCUCUGCUGCUGAUGUGGUGGUUCUGGCCUCUCUGCUGCACUGUGGUGAUCAAAGAACCUCCACCACCUCCUCCUCCAGAGCCAGAAUCAGAUGAUGAGGAUGGGAUGCCCAAAAAGAGGUGGCCCACUGUGGAUGCAUCCUACUACGGAGGAAGAGGAGUGGGGGGCAUCAAACGCAUGGAGGUGCGAUGGGGGGAGAAGGGGUCCACUGAGGAAGGUGCGAAGCUGGACAAACCUAAAAAUGCAGUUGUAAAGAUGCCAGAGCAAGAAUUUGAACCGUAUGAACCCAAGCCUCGGAAACCACCACGUCGCCCACCACAGCAGAGGAGGUGGUACACACCUAUCAAGGGGAAGCUAGACGCUCUGUGGGCCCUGUUCAGGAGAGGUUAUGACCAGGUAUCCCUGAUGAGGCCGCAGCCUGGAGAGGAGGGUCGCUGUAUUAGUUUCCAACGAGUCAAAGACGGGGAAUCCACCCCGAACAACCAGGCUCCUCCUCACAAACAUCACUCAUCCUUGCCACCACCUCCUGCUUCACCUCCGCCUGCCGAACAGCAACCUCUGGUCUCCAACUCUGUCCCACGUACAAAGCCUCCAUCAAGAGGGCCUCGCACCACACCGCCCUCCCGCGCACCCCCUCCUGUGAUCCAACCCCCUCCAGGUCCACCCCCAUCUCGUGCACCCCCUGGGCCCCCAGGACCCCCACCGUCUCGACCCCCACCCAGGCUCUGAUCACGAAGAGAAGGCCUCCAAUCAACAACUGAUACAUUCACUCAUUCCACAAAUCACCCCACGUCCUCCUUUUACUCCAAAGACAGCAGAGGCGUAAAAUCUUAGAAGCCAGGAGCUCUGACUGAGCUCUGUGCUUUGUUGCUGGACAGCAAAAAAUAUUUAUCUGAUAUCAAAAUCAGCUAGUUUCAAAGUUAACAUUUUUUAUAGAAACAACGAGCACGUAGUUACUUGGUUAAGCCUGUAUGUACAGCAUUAGAUGUCGUGUUGACUUGAGCGGUUAGAGGAAGUGCAAUUCUUUCUGGAAAUUAAAAAGGAUUUAUGUGAUGUUAUGAGGUAGUUUGUGACAGUUUGCGUAUGAAUGACGAUGGUGAAUAGUUUACUUUGGAUUGGUAGAGAAUGUCCAGGAUGUGGUGAAAAAAGAUGAUAGCGAUGUGUUAUGUUGGCUUUUUUAAUGUACACUAUCUUAGGUUUCUAUAAAUCAGACUGACUCCUCAUUUUUACCUUUUCAACCACAGACACUUUUUCUACAUUUUAGAUCAAUUUAGUUUAAAAGUUCAGUGAUCUUAUUGUAACUGCAGGGCAGUUUCUUCACAUUUUAUUUAUUGUAAUACAAGCCCUGUCUGCACCUGUUUUCUAUUUCGUAUCAGGUGGGUUUUCAAAUCUUUGCGGGGGAGGGGAAUAUUAAGGUGGAUGUAAAAAAGCAUUCUGGCAUGGCGUCUGAUGUAUUUGUGCUCUCAUUAGCAUCAAGUGAAA